AGCAACCGUUCAGACAUUGGAGGUGUGAGAGAGAGAGAGCGCCAGUCGCAGCUCGACUUCCGCCGCGAGAGGGUCGAGCGACAAGCACGAUCGAUAACGAAAGUUCAUAUAACAUUAUAAAGAGAGGGGCCAGGGCAGGCAUUUUGCCCGGCACACCUUGUCGCUCGAACUGUUCGUGUUCUCUUGCGGGUUAUCGGACCUUUUUGUUAAUUCGACAUUAAUGUUAGUCCAGGCUUUCGAGCAUAUUCGCAAAAGUGCUGUGUAAAAAAACCGAUCGGAUCGGUGAUUAAGUGUACAUAGAUGCGCGAUGUAAUUGCGGUCGUGUGAGUGUCAGCAUAUAUUUCGCUGAAAAAUCUAAGAGAGCUACGUACGAAAUAAUGGCCUUAAAGCUCGAAAAAUAAUAGGCGAGAAACAUAAAGAAACCCGGAGCACAGUCGAAACGAUCGAAUGGACUGGAAGCUCGAGGAGGGGGGAUAGAAAAGAAGAAAGAAAGACGAAGGAAACGUGAAGAAAAGAUGUCUUGAAUAGGAAGGAUCUCUGCCUCUUUUUAUCCAAAUAUCGAACGUCACACCGAGGCCCCGUCUCGUUUCGUUGCGCGUGUAUAUCUCUCCGUGCGUUUAAAAAGCGAGUUCACGCGGAGGGACGUGUUAAGUGUCAAUUAAACAAUAACUGAAAGAUUAACCCAAAUGUACGUGGACUUGAGCGAUGAAAAAAUGCGAGUGUGCGUUUCGUUUGCAACGAGGAAUACAGUGAGUCGCUGUACGUCGGUGUGAGAAAAAAAAAAACACGAAGUUACUAUGGAUUUGUCGAUGCGAACAGCCGUGAUCGCGAGCCUCGUGUGCGUUGAUUGAAGCCCGUGUAUCGGCGAGUGGAAGGGGAAGGCUUUAUGUGCAAAUUUCGUACGGUUCCCAUCGAGAACUCUGGUUUCGUUAAAUCGUUUUCUUCAUUCCCCCCCUCCUCCCCCCCUCCCCCCGUUUUUUUUCUCCCUUUUUUUUCUUUAGUCACGAAUCGCUCGAGGUGCGUGUACAACCCGGUGAAAAGUUUAACAAUGUGUGAAUUUAGUAUUGUGCGACGGUGAAUCAGACGAGUGGUGCUCGAAGGUGAAGGAGACAGAAUUUUAGUGGAAGUUUGCGGUUUGGUGUGUCUCGGUGUGCGACACGGGCUCGCAGUCGUGAAAAUUCGUCGUCGUCGUCGUCGUCGUCGUCGUCGUCGUCGUCAGCAUUGUCACAAUCAUCGUCAUCAUUACCAUCAUUGUCUUCAUCUUCGUCGCUGUUGGCCAGUCGGAUUAUCUGCCGUCUCACUCGUUCCCAUUCGCCCGUAGGUGUUGUGCGCGUGUCGCCGGGCUGUGCGACUGUGCCUACCUCGCUGUUCUAUAUGUGUGAAUUGGACGGUGGUGGUGUACCCUUCGGAAAGAAGAAGAAGAAAGGAAGAAGGAUCGAGCAGCGGCACGAACCUCGAAAGGGAGGAGGAAGUACGAUUCACGGUGGAAGAGAGACUGUUGGUUCUCUCUGCGUUCGCCGUUACUAAUACCUUAAGCGACGUACGUUCAUUCUUCAUACACGCUCUCUGUCUCUGUCCUUUCUGUCUCACCAAUUCGCGUUCUCUCCUUAAUUUUCCCUCCCACUCGAUCGCUUUCCUCUUUCGCUCUGACGCAAGCCCCCGUAAUUUCGUGGUGCGUAAAAGUGAGGCAUUCCUUGGCGUUGGAUAUACAAAACAUUGGUCCGAGCCUUGGUCGCCUCUGGAAUCUCGAGUGAUGAUAUAAAUCCCGUCUCCUCUCUUUCAUUGGAAAAUCUGCGAUCGAUGAGAGUGGAAAUAAAGCGUUGAUCAUUCGUCGAGAAAAGGACGUUAAAAAUUGGUGUUCGUCACGCGCGAAGAGGAAGCACAGACCCGUGAGGAAGGGUCGAAACGUCAUUUCGGUAAAGGGGGAAGGAAAAGGAGAAGCCGAAUGAGAGAAAGGGAAAGCUGUGAGCGAGGAAAUAAAGCACGGCGACGGCGACGACCAACGAAAAUUGUUCAUUUUCCACCGCGUUUGUUAAUUCGUCCAACGUCAUUGUUGAUUGCCCCACGGCAACUCGGAGACGUUGCGAGCGUGUUGUGCGUACGAGGAGGAAAUUUUGAAUAAAAAGAAUACGAAAAUUGGAGGCUGAGGAGAGCGAGACUGGAGAAGCAAGAAGGGAGGAACGUAAAAGGAGAGAUCCUGAAGACUGAAGCCGAACGAACCUUGUAUGUGCAUAUGUAUGUGUGUGUCCCUGACUGACCAGGAGUAAGCGCGUGUGCGUGUGCAAAAGCCUAGCGGAAAUUACCCUAACCGGGCUUCCCGAGCGAGGCUCUCUUUCUCACGAGAUUAUUCUUUGUGUUCCGGCACGUUCGAAGAGAGAAGGGCCUCUUUCUGUCGCUCUUUCAAACUCUCUCUCUCUCUCUCUCACUCUUAGUGUCUUAACCCCCUUAACCGUGGUGGUGGUGGUGGUGGGUAAGCUUAAUCGAUUUCGCUGGAUCACCGGAGAGGCGAAGAUCCCGCAGUGAGAUCGUAUUCGCAAGAGGCUGGCGCGAUCGUCGAUAAGACCGAGAAUUCAUUUUUUCUUCGUCUUCUUCUCCGUCUUGUGCAACAGAGCUAAGCGUUGAUCGCGAAAGGAGAGCCGCUGAGAGGCUAAGAUUGUGAGAAAGGUGGCGAACUCGUCGUCGGUAAGCAGCGACGAGGACGACGGCGACGGUAACGACGGUAACAAUAGAGCUAGAAGAAUCAGGAGUAAGAACGACGACAACAACGAGCGAGAAACUAGGAAAGAAGGAAGGAGAGCAGCAGCAAGAAUUUAACCAACGGUGACAACGAAGCUCCUCUACCACGGAGUCCCUUGUGUCACUUGUGCUGCUAUUGCUGCUUAAUACGCCGCAAGAGCAGCUACGCUCUUCCUGCAAACGUAACGAUGAUAGCGCAGCGUUACGCAUUCGCCGAGGUUUUUUAGCCUCCAAGGGCGUCGUCUCAAGCCUCCUCACGUUUCACGUUAUUUUCGUUAUUUGGCUGUCCGUCACGUGGGACGCAUGCGCUCGUACACCGAUACAACGAGCGGCCUCCAUUCAUCAAAAACACCACGACUAUAAUAACGCUUAUUACAAUAAUAAUAAUAAUAAUAAUAAUAGUAUAUGCGAUAACGAUAACAAUCAAAGGAAUCGGGAUAACGAUAUCGAAAUGGCCGCGAGUAUAUGCUACGAGAAAGAAAUCGCCGCGGUUCCAGCCCCGAGCAGUCUUCAUCAGCAUCAUCAUCAUCAUCAUCUUCACCACCAGCAACAACAGCACCAUCCGCCUCGGACACGUCAUCAAGUCUUGCUGCAGCAGCAGCAACAACUCCAGCAGCAGCAGCAGCAGCAACAGCAACAGCAACAACAACAGUCCCAACAGCAGCAGCAGCAGCAGCAGCUCCAUCUGCACAAUGUACAUCAUCAUCGAGGCGCAGCAUCCGUCGCACCGAGUAACUCCAUCGUCAAAGAAGAGCCCAGCAGCGCGGCCGGUUCGCUAGUUUCGGGUAUAGUACAGUCCAUACUCGGUUCACCGACGAGCGUGAGUACCGGGGCUCAAUUGCCUACGAGUUCGAUCGGUCCGAUGUCAGCCUCGAGCCCGUACAAGGAUUACAAGGAUAGCGUAGUGAGCAGCUUCAAGGAUUACGCUCAGCCGCUGCACGUCGAUUGUAGCGUAGAAUACGAGCUGCCGAGCCAGGCGAAACCCCCGCCAGGCGGGGGUGAGCCACUCUUAAUGAUACAUCCUUGUUAUUACAGGCGUGCGGAGCGCGAGCGACGAAGCCUGUUCGUCAAUAACUUGCCAUCGAGCGGCGGUGGAUCCUCGAGCGCAUCGUCCGGUAUCUCCGGGACGAGCGGUGGUAUCGGCUCGACGGGCGUUGUUCUCGGCGGUACACACGCUCCGCGUAGCGUCUCGUCCUCGAGUUUAGCCGCGAACUCGACGAUGUCGAGCUCGUCCUCGUUGCGCCCGGUGAAGAAUGCGAGCCGCGCGAGAACGAACUUGAACGCGAGCUCUUCGGUGGUCGCCUUGGCGACCAAUCCCAUUGCGCCGUCGAGUCUGAGGUCGAGCGAAUCCACCAUGAUUAAUUGUGCAACCGUCGCCGCGAUAGCGCCUCAAGCUGCCCUGCCACCUGCACCGGCUGCCAUCUCGAUUUGCUCGAUCGGUACGGCGGCCCUGACCUCGUCGUACAACGCGAAAACGUCAAACACAUUGCUCGCGAGCUCUAAUACGGACGCAAGGACCUCCAAUCCGAGCGGCAACGCGGUCAUACCGCUCGAUAUGAACUCGAAGAACCCUCGUAACACGGGGAGCAUCGAGGCGAGCGUGACGACGAGUCUCGUCGCUCCAACCCCGAGCUCCCACUCGACGGCGGCCCAAAAUAAUCGAGCACCGAGUGCGGCCGUUACCAGUGCUAAACACUUGAACGCGACCGGGGCGAGUACCAAUUCCCUCAUUACGGCAGACGAGAAAGCCGUCAUAUCAGGUAUUUAUCAGCACUACUUUAGAGCGAUGCAGCGAGCCCAUCAUCACCAUCACCAUCACCAUCAUCAUCACCAUAACCCCGAGCAACAACAGCAACAACAGCCCCAACCUCCGACUCGAUCCAAUCAACGCCAACAGCAAAUCGGGGGGGAUUCGCAUCGUCAGCCGAGUCAUCGAUUGUCCGCCGUUAAUGGAUCGGCCAGCCAAGCUUCGAGCGUCCCGAGGAUAACUAACAUCGCCACCCCGUUACGCGCGGUGCAGAGUUAUCAACAGGUGUACGACGCCGCUGCCGCCGCCGCCGCUGCAGCCGCCGCCGCGGCAGCAACUUCCUCGAGAAAUUCUUCUUUGACCGGAUCUUCCUCGACAAGUUCUUCGUCCCUGACGAGGCACGCGAUGCACCACCACACCACCGGCGGUUUAGUCUCGCAUCAUCCUUAUCGACGACCAACAACCGGCGCAUCCUCCUUGCGUUCCACUUCCCAUCUUCCGCAUCAAACUACCACCGGAGUUUCCGCCUCCGCCGGGAUACCCUCGUCCACCGAAGUCUCGAGUGUCUACGCGACUGCGAUGCACAGGCAUCACGCAGCAUCCCUUCAGGCUCUCCAAGCAGCGGCGGGCUUCUACGAGGCUGCACCCGCCUAUCACGCACUUUUGCCGCAGAGCUAGGGUUCGAACAACGCCAAAAUCUCCCCCGCGUCCUGUCCACGCACCAUUCGUCUAUUCCCAUUUUAAUUGUGCCUCCGACUCUCCCCUUUGCUUUGUAUAGGCUCGUGAUAAAUCCCUCCAGUUCCUCCACCGCCCCCGUAGCCCGGUUGCGCGUUCACUUCUUGGCUCAUGGACUACUUCCUCAUUUUUUUCUUCUUUUCUUUUCAUUGCCUCUCGUCGACGUAGCCCGCCUGAAAAUCAUGAAACAAAUGGUCAAUCUUUAUUUACCGAUUUCGAAUAAAAUUUCGACGCGUACUUUGCUCCUAAUUCUUUCUUAUUUUCUCUCAACUUUUUAGCCCCUCUCGCUUUUAUCGUCCGAACUUAUUGUUCAGGCUUCUCUUAUGGCUGCUCCGUUGACCUCGAUUUGGGUAUUAAAGUCGGACGCUCGCACGGCUCGUGCUUCAACCUCCCGGUUCACCCUCGCCCCCGCCCCUCUUUUAUUUUUGUCCAUAGCUUAUCCAACUCUUGUUCACGUCAUACCCACCGCCGAUUCCGCAGUUCAAUCUUUCAUCAACUUGCGUCCUCGGUUGAUCUUCGGCUUGCGUAUAUUUCUGUACGACGUAUAUAUUCUCAUAUAUAUAUAUUUAUAAAUUUAUAUAAAUAUACGCCUGUUGAUUGUUCAUUCGAGCACGUGUCCACGUUGCUUUGUUAUUUCAAAGGACGUUUGUACUUAUGAAAUUUUCUUUUCCUCGUUACAGCCACUAUUUUAAUCUCGAUUCCGCGAGUCUAGUUCCUACAAAUAUUUAAAGAAAAUAAAAGAAAGAAAGAAAGAAAGAAAAAACAAACGAAACUACGAGUAGUAUUAUUCGCAUUCGAGAUCAAGGGUCCGCAGUAAACGAUGAGCCCGAUCAAGUAUUUUUAUUCAUUUCAGAGAAUAAUAUAUCGCUUCGCUUUACAAAACCGUACGAAAUAUGAGAAAAUAAAUAGAAACGACCACUUUUAAUAUAGCUGCGGACUCUUGUCAACGACUGUACGUUAGCAUAGGUAUACAAUGAGCCAAGACAUGACGACGAUAUCGCGAUCCUACCUCCCUACCUCGGCCUUAAAAAAGAAAAACGAAAGAGAGAGAGAGAGUGAGAGAGAGAAGAAGAAAGAAAGGUAACUCUCAAACUGCCUCAUACAAUUACGUUAAAAAAGAACACACGUACACGGAGACACUCACGAACAACACCAAACGACAUUCCUAAAUACGAUGAUUAGCUUGUAUAUGUAUAUACGAAAAACGCAAAAACGAUUGAGAAAGAAACAAACAAAUAUAUUAAAUUGUUUUCAACAACUGACUGAAAGAUUCGAGAGGUUAAAACAAAUUCCGUAAUCCACAUAAACACCAUCGAAAGCAUACACAUUAACAUAUGAAAAGAUCGAAAAAUCCAUUGGAAGAAAAAAAUGCGAAAAAUCAUUUAAAAAUAAAAAAAAAACUUAAAAAAAAAACAAGGAUCAUGUACAGUAGAGCAGAACUAUAUACCAGCGUACGUUAGAGAAAUAUCGUGUUUGAGCAUAGAGACGCGGUAUAUAAGAAGACACUCGAACAAACAAGAAUAAUAAAUUAAAGUAACGUAUUUAAAGAAAACGAAAAAAAGGUAACGAAAAUGAAGAGAGAGAAAAAAAAAACACGAUAAAAAUACAAAAUCUUUGCUUUGACUAUACUAUGCCGCGUAUUCAUAUGUAACGAAUGCUCCAUUUACAUAUGUAUAUUGUGCGUACGUAUUACAUAGUUGAAUUAUUGUAACUACGUAUAUACCGCGCUCUAUUUCAAUACUCACAUAUAUAAACAGCUGCUCCAGCCCAGAAGCCUUAGAUCGAAAAGAGACGAGAAGAUAGACAAAAAGAGAAAGAAAAGAUGAAAUAAAAAAGGAACGCGAGUGUGAGCCGAUGACGAAGGAAGAUAUAAAGAACCGAGCGAAAUUAUACGCGUAGCGAGAGGAUUAAAAGUGAAACGAUGCGUGUGCGCGUGUGUGCGUGUGUUUGUAUAGCUCCGUCGGUAAUUGUAGAUUUAAGGACCCAGCGUGUCACUGACUACCAUGCCUAACUUUUACGAUACUUAAUCACGGAACUAAUCCAAUAACUAUUUAUUACUUACGCAUACUAUAAAUGCUACCCUGCGCGACUGCAGCCACCACGAAAAACUACACCGUGCAUGAGGACAUGCACGCACAUUGACACGAGACACGCGUCAAUAGACCGGAACACACACACACACACACACACACACACACACGAAAAACGAACUUAGGGCCAUAACGGAGAAGUAAAUUGCCACUGAUAUUACGCGACGACACACCACAGUUCGGAUCGAUCGGACGCAACGAAAUUUUAUUUAAUCGAUUCCAACUUCGAAGCACUCUUUCGAUCGGGAUUAUAUUGAUAAAUGCAAAACUUCAUUUGGGCGAAGAAAGUGUUACGAAACGUUGAGAGUCCCGAGGAACAAACGAUUUAUUCAACUCUCUCAGUUGCGUUCAAACGAUCGGACAAACGCGAAUACACAUCAUACGAACUUACACAACUUUCGUCUUCCGCUGGUUGUGCCACGCUCAGGGUCUUAGCUCGAACGCUUGUACUGACGCGCGACAAUAACCACCAUUUAUUUAAAAGAAACAAAGUAAGGAGAGAGGAAUGAAGAAAAAUAGCAAAGGCAAAUAUGAGAAUACGCGAUGAUAAAAGAUUACGAUUUAUGAAUGCACGGAUUGUAUAAUUAACUUUAUAGAUUCUGCUAGCGGACGCAUUCUCACGCAUAGAAUGUAUAUUAUUACGAUUAUUAUUAUUAUUGCUAUUAUUAUUAUUAUUACUAUUAUGUUUGGAAUGCAUAUUUAGGAGAGAGGGGCAAACUCGUCAUUGACAGACUUGAGUGAGAACGCGUUAUGAAUUUAGACUGGAUCGUUCUCCGUUCGUUCGUAUCGUCGUAAACCGCUUAUUUUUUUUAUUUUAUUUUCUUUCAUUUCUAUUUAAUUCCGUUUUAUGUCGAUUUUCACUGGAGCUAAAAAUGCUCGAUCGUAUUUUCAUUGCUAGAAAUUUUCAAUCAUUUAUAGCCUCGACUCGUGACGUCCGGGUGGCCGUUUUUAUCGAUCUUGGGUGAAUGAAAAAGUCUAUAUAUAUAUAUAUAUAUACACACACACAUUUAUAUCGGCGUUUGUUCGUCGUCGUGCUACAGUCCUCGAAGGGAAGAAUCUCUGUUGGGCUCUUCUCUCGACGAGAAUUUAUCGUCUCAUUGGCAUGCCCCGCGACUGUAUUCGCCAAGGGCCACACCCGAAUGAGCUCGUAUAUCGAGGCUCUUCUCGCCAGAGAGUAGAGAAAGAGCGAGAACCUUCGCAACGAGCCCUUCGCGUGCUGAAGCAUCGAUCGAAUAUUCCGCGAUGUAACGGCCAACAAUUACGAUGACAAGACAGCGUGUCAAUGUAUUAGGAGGCCUCGCGAGGAGAAAAGAGAACGAUAGAAAGAGGUUAUGAUUCGGAAAGGUGAGCGCAACGACUGCCCACGACGUGGAGGGGCAAGGGGAGGAGUUACGACCGACACAACCCGACUAUUCUGCCAUACGCACUCACACAUACGUACGUGUCCUAACCACGCUACAAUUUAUAACCUGAUACUGUACUACUACGUACGAGGGAUACAGCAACUUGACGCGACACGAGGUUAUCCUCUUCCAGACUGUACAAAAAAACGUAUAUCUCUCUCCCGCCCCUCCAACCGUCGUGCGGAUGAAGGGAGAAUCACGGAGAGAGAGUAACAGACAUAACAGUGAUGUAAAAUCGCCUUCGUGUCACCGUCGUUUCAUCGUUUUUUUUUUCACUCUAUUUUACUACGAAUUUCAAACACACUUUGACCGUUGUUCUUUCGCGAGGUUCGUUUUCUUCGAAAGGCGAAAAAAAAAAAAAAUUGGAGUGUCAAAAAGUCAGUCGAAUCGCUAACGGCGGCCUGCUUUCUUCAUACUUUUCUUUCGUCGUUCGUCCUUCGGAAUUGUGCUUUUGCCAAUGUCAUCCGUUCGAUGAUUAUUCGAAAUCAAUUUUGCACGCUAAAUGCACCGACGUUACGUCAGUCAAUGCGACGAGGAAAUCGCGCUGCUUCUUGGCGCUGAAUUAUCGCCAAUUUUAUUUAUUCUCACUGCAAUGCAAUCCUGCAUCGCGAAAAUUAUUCAAACUCAGUGAUUGAUGCACUUUGAAACUGUUUUCUUUCGACGUUCGUUCGUUACGUCAGGACUUGAGCGUGUCUAACAAUAAAAGACGAACAAAUUCGAAAGCAGCCGCGCUCGAAAAACUCAGCAUCGAACAUAACCUCAACAAAAUAUAUUCGCCGUAUUUUUACCACGAUUAAUCUCAAUUCGCAAAGAAAAUUUAUCCAUUCACGGUUAAAUCCGUUGAAUUUCAUGACACGAUUUAUUCAUCAUUCGAGAAAGAUCGUCGAGUUUGGAAGCGACACACCGAGCAACAUCGAAGCAGCGAUUCGUUGCCGCCAUUUUUGUUCGUUGUCCGUUUACAGACCCGCGUAACUGCGCGCGUAUCGAAGAAAACGUAUAAAUUCUCGAGCAUCUGUUUCAACGUUGCCGAGAAAAUUUGUCAAUUCCGAGUACACAUUGGCAGUGAAGUCUCAUCGUGUUUGUCGUGACGAUCAUUCGACGGAUGAUGCCAUCGCUGUUUUACAUCACUGAAAAUAAAAAAAACGAAUAUAAAAAAUUAACGAAGUUUGCCGCUGACGACGAGUGCGUGCGUGUGUGUGCCUGUGUGUGCUAACUUGAAGUUGGCUGCGUAUGAAAAAGAAGACAAAGAGUAAAAGAAAUAGAGAGUGAGAGAGAGAGAGAGAAGAAAAAUAAAUAAAGAAUCGACGGCCUUGUUCGUAAAGCCCUGAUACACGUGUUAUUAGGAGUGAAAAGUGAUGAAGAGGGUGGCGGAGGGAGGAGGAGAGGAAAAAGCUUUCGAAGCCUGAGAGGAGUGUGUCGUAACCUAGCCUACUUUGAUAAAUAAGUCAAGUUUAUUGGUUAACGGGAGCUUAGCAUUAGUCAUCGUGUAGCAUCCAGCUGAGCGAAUGACAGAAAUAAGUAAAAAAAAAGAAAAAAAACGCAAAAUAAAGUACUUCCAUCGACUCGUCGAGAGCCUCGCGCCAUUUUACCAUCUGCCUAUAAACUAACCACGGGGUGAAAAAAAUAAUACAGAAUUAAAGAAAAGAAAGCAUAAACUAUAUCCUCACAUUGUGGAAAAUGAAAGCAGAGAAAGGGAGGGGAAAAAAAAACAGAAACAGAAAAAAACAAAAAGAAAUAAAGAAAAUCACCUAAUACCUGCGCAUUUAAAUAUUAACGUACAAGUUUCUAGUGUGAUACAUUUCUACGCUUAUUCUCCGACUAUAUAGUCUUUAAGUAGAAUGUAAAAGUGUCAAGUCAUGAGAUGCGGAUGUAGCCGCGGAUUCUGCAGUCCUUUUAGCGUAAUAUCGGAUAAGGCUAAGCGCGAAAAAAGAAAAACGCAAAAAAAGCGAGAGACACUCCGAAGGAAUUAAGAGAAAAAAACGAAAAGAAAACGAAGGAUUGGACUGUCAACAGAAAUAAUUGGAUGUGUGAGAUUGCGAAAGAGAGAAAGAGAGGGAGAGAGAGAACGCUCUAUCGAAUUUGUUUACCAGUUAUAUUUCAUUUUCAAAUGUAUAUUCGCGACGAUAAUUCGACCCCGCUGACCUACCCACCUUAUAAGCGAUUGUAUGCGUCUGCAAGUAUGUAUAAGUGCGUAUGUGUGCUGUGUGCGUUCUUGAUUCGUCCGUCAGAGGGACACGGCUUGUAUUUCUCUCUCACGACACGUCAAUUGUUGACGAUCAUGGGGUGAGAUGAUGACUAUCAUCGUCAUUAUUAUUAUUCAUACUAUCAUCAUUAUUAUUAUUAUCAUUAUUAUUAUUAUUACUAUUAUUAAAGUUAUUAUUAUUUGAUAAUUCUAGCGAGGAAAAAUAAUUCGUUGAUACGGGGAAAACAAUGAAACCAAGUCUCUCACGUGUACAUAGCUGUUGUAUAUAUACAUAAAACGAGGAAAAAAAAGCAAAAAACAAAAAAACAUUCACUGACUGUACAAUAUCACCAAAAUAUAUUUAUAUUUCAUGUUAA
Molecule: messenger RNA, 11270 nt
Organism: Venturia canescens
Lineage: Eukaryota; Metazoa; Arthropoda; Insecta; Hymenoptera; Ichneumonidae
Product: centrosomal and chromosomal factor corto
Exons: 1
Coding region: 3188-5161 (657 amino acids)
Source: RefSeq, a predicted model, not a curated record